Messenger RNA from Folsomia candida, 5900 nucleotides. RefSeq names its product mucin-5AC. NCBI's taxonomy places the organism in Eukaryota, Metazoa, Arthropoda, Collembola, Entomobryomorpha, Isotomidae. Bases 868 to 4767 code for a protein of 1299 amino acids. The transcript is spliced from 9 exons. Gene Ontology annotation, biological process: negative regulation of transcription by RNA polymerase II. The record is from RefSeq and is a predicted model, not a curated record. Gene Ontology annotation, cellular component: Sin3-type complex.
ACUCACUCGCUCACUUCUCCAAUCCACCAACUUCUAAAACUUCUCUCUCUCUACCUUCAUCGCACUCCAAACAAGACAACAUUUACAUUAUUAUUCUCUCUCUCCUCCAAUCCAAAGUCAUACUGGUUCUACUUAUGCCAUGGCCAACAUCACUCUCCAUCAGCUCCUCGUUCGCCACACUUUCCGAACGGUCCUUGGUCACGCACACCCCCCAAACAGGGCAGAUCCUCGUCUAAGGUCUUGACUCUGGGAGGUGUCCAAAAAUCAGAGAAAUCCAUCCAUUGGGACGGACCCCACAGUUUGACAAAGUUUCGCCAAUCUUCAGUUAGUUAACCCCUCGCCGAGGGGGAGUGGGGGGUCAGAUUCUGAAAAUGAAGACAUAUUCAGUUAAACCAAACCCAGUUGUAUCACUUGUUGAAAUUUCAAUAAAAAAUAUCGAGUAGCAAUGGCGCUACAGCUUUGCGAAGGUUGACUAAAUAAGAGACAUAAGGGAUAUAAUAAGAAUGUUAUUACGGAAUAAGAGAAGGCAGAAGAAGGGCUACCGUUGUGUUGGAGGGUAAAAUCAAUCUUGUUUUGAGACUACGUUUCCAUUCUGUUGGAAUCCGGCACGGUGCUUCGAGGCAGUGUUGUUAUUGAAUAUUAGUUACUAAUAUUCUGAAAAUAUUUUGAAAAGAAAAGACAACAUUUUAUGACUUGAGAAAUUUUUCCCAUUUUUGAAUGGAUGGAUGAGAAUUUUUUAUUACUAAUUUUAAAUAAAAUGACCCGGAAAUCAGAAAUAUUAAGUACCCUUUCCGUCAUAUUUUGAUUCUCAGAGGAGAGUGUCGAGUGGUGUGGUGGGUGGUGCAAAAAGUUACUUGAUGUAGGCCGAUGUCGACUUCAUCGACAGGAUCAGGAAUAAUAGAAGCAGCUGCUAAGACUUCUGGGCGCACGACGACGAUAAAUUCACCAUCUCCUUUAUCUGCUACUACUCCUAGUGGUACCGCUGGCAAUAUUAAACACCACCUAGAAAAAGACAAGAAGAGGAAAAAAUCCAAUUUAAUAAGAUUGUCCACCUCUCCUACUAAACGUACCACUACUCCAAAUAAAUCAAGCCAAUCUAUGGACUUGGCACCGCGCGGCCCCUCUGUCGUCCAACUACGACCUGUGCGACCCGUCUUUAGCACGCUGUCUGCAUCAUCAUUAUCUUCAUCUACCAAUAAACCAAAUAACAAUAAUACCUCUUCGUCUGUAACGUCAUCACCCGGGGGAUUAAUUAGUACGACCGGUGGUGGUGGCGGUGGUAGCCCAAUAAUUAGCGUUAAUCGAACCACACCAGCCGGCACGAAUGUAACCAUCCUCCCGGCAAGGGGGGUGACAACAACGGUAGGAAAUACUCAGCAAGGGGGAAUUAUGCCAACUUAUCAGAUUACGAGGGUCGGAGUGGGCAAUGUCGUACGUCCCGGUGGUGGUGGUGCUGUCGUCGGACCGGGACAACAACCAGCCUCCAUCACGGUCACGCCAUUACCCACGUCAAACCUGACAAAUCUCCGCCUCGCGGCGGGCACACCGGUGAACAAUGGGACGUGGUUGCAAGCGAGCGGUGUUCAAGGAUUUGCGAGAGCAAUAGCUGUCGGAGGCAGGCCGGUUCGUCCAGCUGAUGGCAAAAUGAUACACAUACCGCAGCACGUCACCCAGCUACAAGUGGUGGAUGGGAAGGGGUCCAUUCUAAAGCCGCAAAUUGGCACACCCAUCGUCAACAUAAGGGGACCCCUUCCAGGUGGAGCCACUUCCGGCCAGUCACUUACCCUUCCACUUCCACCCUUUACGAUUAGGACGACAAAUAUUACCAACAUUUCGGCGGCCAUCCAGCCACGACCUCCUCCCAAUAGCACGCCGUCGUCGUCGUCGUCAGGCACUCUUACGUCUACUCCGGUUCACAAAGUGAUAACUCAGCAUGAUCAUAAUGCACCGAUUCAGUUUGUGAAUGCUACAAAUAAGAAUGCUAUUGGAGCAUCAAUUCCGAAGCUUAGCACGGUUUGCCUCACCUUGUCUACCAAUGCAACUCUAGCCCCCAACAAUAGUUCCCCCGUCGUCGCUGUGUCUUCGAGACAAGCAGCAGCAGGGCUUACUCCAAGUCUGAUAGUGACUCCUUCCUCCCUGACUGCCAACAAUACGACGACGACAACGGCGACAACUCUUCCAAUCACCAAAGUAUACCCUGUUGGGAGGGAUGGAAGUAGCAUGGUAAUGGACAACAUGUUCUCCUCAGGCAGUGCCGUGUCAGUGAGUACUGUGAAUGUGAAUUUGUCCACGAUAUCCACAAAUUCAAGCAAUGCUCCCAAUCCACCCUGUGUCGUCGUGGCGGCGUCUUCGUCGGUAGGGGCUCACCAUCACCCCCAACACGUCUUGCUCCAUACGACCACCCCCACCAUCAAUGUCCAUACAGGACAAAAUCCUUCUAGUGGCGGCGGACUUCCUCCUUCCAACCUUGUUACAGGAGGAAUCGCACCAAGCUAUUUUGUCGAUAAGAACUUCCAAAUGAACAUCCUUCCCCAUCAAUCAAGGCCUAUUACCCUGGAGAAAAAGAUUGACCCGAAAUCCCUCCCUCCUGGAAGUAUGAUCAUCACGGCAGCAGCAACAACCACCACCGGCAACACUGUCACAAUACCGUUAACCCAGCAUUUAACAAACCUUGCCCAUUUGGGACAUCACCAUGCAGCAGGAAAUACUCAUAAUAAUAUCGUCAAUCCUAACAAUAAUAGUUCUACAACAAUUAUAGCUACUAGUACUACAAGUGCCACGUCUUCAUCUUCUUCCACGCCGCCAUCAUCUCAUAAUCAUCUUCCCCAUCAAAUACUGGCACAAUUUAAUCCCCACUCGGUGACGGUGACACCAUCCUCCACCAGUAUCCCUAUUCCAAUCCCUGCUCACGUGAUAUCCCAGUCAAUCCUCGGAGUGACGACGAGUAGCAGUAGUCUCGGCUCUGUCUUGACCGUCACCACUACCACGAUUUCCUCAACCUCGGGUACCUCAUCAUCAUCAACCGGAUCUAGUUCAACAUCCAGUAUCAUUUCCUCCUCCUCCUCAACUCCAAAUAUCAUCACCUCGGCGACUUCUAUACUACCCUCGACAAUGACGUCUUCUUCUACAAGUAGUACCUUUACAUCCUCAUCGACGGCAACCACAACUACUACCGCCCCACCGGCUCAGUCUCCAAAUCAUAAUAAUCCCCCAACUUCUUCUACUUCGAGUAACAAUAAUAAUAGUACCAAAGCUACGCACAGUCCGAGACCAAGCAUAUUAAGAAAACGUGAACUUGGUGGCGAUCACCACGGUCAUACCAGUGCGUCUCGUGCCCAAAGAAAUUUGUCCCUCCAACUCAACUUCUCCACGUCAAACUCUACCAAUUUUACGUCAAGUAGUAACAAAGAGAACUCCUCCCUAUUAGAUAAGUUUUCAAGCGGGUUAAGUGGUAGUACAAGUACAAGUAUAACUAGCUCAGGGGGUGGUGGUGGUGCUACGACAGGGACAGGAGUGAGCAUUUUAAAGAAAGAGUUCCAACCUCCAACAGAAGAAUCUUCGUGGCAAUCGGUCAGUUCGAACUCAAGUUCGGGAUCCUCAACAAUUUCCACAACGUCAGAAACGGCAGAACUCCAACUUCAACAACAAUUAACGGGUGGCAUUGGUGGUGGUGGUGGUGCAGACCUCAAUCUAAGUACCAUGAGUUUACCUCACUCUUCGGAAAUUUCAGCAUCAGCCUUUCUAGGACUUGGGUCCUCCCUCUUAACUAAUUCUAUAUUAAGUGGUGGUGGUGGAAAAAAUAGUAGUAGUACAACAACGACUUCCACGACAUCGACUAUUGGUGGUUUGACUGCUGGUGGACUAAGUAUAAGCUUAGCCAAUAUUGGUAGUGGUGUGGGUGGCGGUAAUAGUAGUACAACCAUACCGACAUCUUCGUCGUCGUCAUCAUCACAGAAUCAAAAUCAGAAUGGGGUCUUACGAACCACUAAUCAGCCCAGGUCUCGAAGUUCGUCCACGUCUGUGGGAGCCAAAGGAGCCAACAAGGAUGUGGAACGCCUUAAGAAUAAAGACAAAGACUUGGAUGCAGUCAGUCCGAGGAAAAAACCUAGAAAGCAACAACUAACAUCAAGUGACUUGUUGGAAGCUGCGUCUCCUGAAAUUUACUAUCAAGGAAAGGGAAAACGAUUCCGGAAGGGAGACCUGAUGGAUUUUACUGAGGGGAUAACGGAAAAAGAAAAAGUACCGGUGGACCCCAUCCCCGAAGAACCUCCUCCACCACGAAUUGUCUAUUAUGUGAAAAGACCUCACAUGUCCCUUGUGCAGAGCAACUGUUUUCCUCCUAAACCUCUCACAACGCAUUUUCAAAGAUACUGUGAUGUCAAGGCGAGGGAUGAAAAGCGGCCUACAAUUUCCGAGCUAGCCAAUCAAAAGAAUAUUUUAGAGAAAGUGGGUGGCUGGAGAGUGAAACUUAUGACUAAUCAAAUGCAGGAGCUUGUUGAUAAUGAAAAUGGUGUCGUAGACGAUUGUUCCAACCUUCUCAAUAGAUUAGAAAAUAAAGUAGGAGUAGGACCUAGCCGUGGUGACCGAGAUCUCAAUAUUGUUAUGGAACUGCUCAAGGGGAAUAUUCAAAGGUGUAAAGUGAUUCGUGAUCAAAUGUCCGACUCGAAAGCAUUAGCAGUUAAGAUCUUAGACCAUAAGGUUACCGUGACGGAAGUAAUAACAAAACACUCUUGUAAACGACCUAUGGCAAAGAAGAGAGUGUUGUAGCCUUAUCUAAUAAUCAAGGAUGACAAGCCCUCGUCUCCUCAGAAUUGGGGAUGACAUCCCGUGACAAUUUAUAUGAUUGACAAUGUUUGAGACGAGACAACAAGUAUUUAUCUCCCAAAGCAACAACACCACGAUUGCUUGAAAUUUAGUAUCUGGGUAACGCCUGGGAACACUACUAACGUUAGGUAGAUACUGAAUGUCCAGCAAUCGUGUAUAGAUACUAUAUAUUUCAUUGAUCUUAUCGAUUCACCGUGAUUUGAAUGUGUUUUUUAUAAUUAUUACUAGUUAUUAUCUUAGUAUUUGUUACUACUAAAAUUAUCAUCUUGACUUCUCACAUGAAAUUCAAUACUUGCAUUCAUUGAGACGUAGAAAAGACAGCAGACAUAACGUGCACUCAAAGCUAUUGAGAUGAAUAUAAAUAAUAGCGUUUCAAAAAUCUAGUUUUACAAUGACACGCCACAACAAAAGUACUACUACCAUUAAAUAAGACGGUGUUUUUCCAUCAUAAUAUUUUUAAUUGACUUAAUUAUAUCUAUAUUAUAUGUAAUAUGUAAAACUAGCUUGUAACAAUUAUCUAGUGUCUGAAUAAACUGACAGUGUGCAAACCAAAUAUAUGCAAAAACAGGGAUUCUCUACUACUACUAAAUACCUACCAGGACUUGUCCUUCCUAUUAAAUGUUAUUAUAAAUAUGCAAUACAUUUGCAUAAAUGAAAAAUGACUACUACCAACCACACCUUAUCAACAACAACGUUAUAUUCUAUCGUUUGACUGGACUUUUGGAUUUCAAAUGUACAAUAUAUGCAUUAAAUGCUAUACUAUACGUCAACAAGCUACAAAUUAAUUUUUUUAUAACAACAACAACAAUUUCGUGUAAGUUUAAGUCUAAGAAAUUUUAACUUUAACUUUCUGAAAUUUAAAAAAACGUCAAAACUUUAUAGGUUAAUUUAGUUAGUCAGUUUUAGACAGAUGAAAAGCAUCGUCAUUAAGGACUUGUUCACUAAUAAAGGACAAGUAUUAGAUAUAGGAAGGAGUGGAUAAUAAUAGUUAAGGUUUUUAAAUCAUGAACAAUUAAUUAUUAUUAUGACCUCUUUGCAAGAGUUAAUAAAUGAAGAAUUAUUUUGUACUUAAAUAA